UGGAUGAGAACCCAGAAGCAGCAUUGCAUAGGGAGGGAUUAUUUUAUUCCCUCCAUUGGCCGUAGUAGCAGCGUUGUGUGGCGGUGACAACCAUGGCCGACUCAUCUCAAGACCUUGACCAACUCCUCGAUAGUGCUUUGGAUGAUUUUCAGUCCUUCAACCUCAAUCCUCCCCCUCCAAGUGGGGAAGCAAGUGCGAACAAGAAGAAGGAGAGUCCUUCUUUGGCGUCGGGGGUGCAAGGAUUGGGCAUGGGUUUACCCGAUUUGAGAACGAAGAAAAAGGGGAAACAGAAGGCUGCUUCCAAAGACAGCCACGUGUCGGAGGCGCUCAACAAGCUCAGGGAGCAGACCAAAGAGGCUGUUAAAGGGCUGGAGUCUAUUUCCACACCCACUGCCGAUGAUUUGGGGAAGGAUGCCUUGAUGGAGGAUUGGGUGAAACAGUUUGAGCAGCUUGCUGGCUCUCAGGACAUGGAAUCUAUUGUGGAGACCAUGAUGCAGCAACUUCUGUCCAAGGAGAUUCUUCAUGAACCAAUGAAGGAAAUAGCAGAGAAGUAUCCUAAGUGGUUGGAAGAGCACAAAUCCAGCUUAAGCAAAGAAGAGUAUGAUCGCUAUUCACACCAAUAUGAACUGAUACGAAAUCUUAAUGAAGUUUACGAUAAUGAUCCCGGAAACUUCAACAAGAUUGUUGAGCUUAUGCAAAAAAUGCAAGAAUGUGGACAACCACCAAAUGAUAUCGUCCAGGAGCUUGCUCCUGAUUUUGAUUUAGCCAGUCUUGGCCAGUUAUCUCCAGAGAUGCUUGAAACUCAGCCAAAUUGUUGCAUAAUGUGAAGCUAUUUCUUCCCUUUUACUAUGUUGCAGCUGCUGGUUUACAGUUUUUUAGGAAUAUUUAAUUUUCACUUGUCAGAAUAAAAUAGUUUUAUGCGCUACAAUGUUUUUUCCUACUUACUAUAAGGUUAUGAGGAAUCCACAAUUAAAGCCUCUUUUUAAGGUUGUAUAUGAUGAGUGCUUGUCUAUCAAUAUUUUCUCUGGAAGCUAAUAGAUUACGAGUUGCAAACGAAA
Glycine soja is the source of this 1058-nucleotide messenger RNA. RefSeq names its product peroxisome biogenesis protein 19-2-like. Gene Ontology annotation, cellular component: peroxisome; peroxisomal membrane. The record is from RefSeq and is a predicted model, not a curated record. The transcript is spliced from 5 exons. Lineage: Eukaryota; Viridiplantae; Streptophyta; Magnoliopsida; Fabales; Fabaceae. Bases 93 to 827 code for a protein of 244 amino acids. Gene Ontology annotation, biological process: protein import into peroxisome membrane.